CUUUUUAUUUUUAUUUUAGCAUUGUGCCAACAGCAUUUUUCUUCACAACAUUAAUCUUCGUGUGUUUCACGCUGAGUGCUUUGUGGGCUGAAGAACGCAGCUAUCUUUACUUGGGAGGUUAGAAGCUAGCAUGAUCUUUUUCAUAUUCAGAGAUCUAUAUCAUGUCCAGAAAUAUUUUCAUAAGCAGAAGAAUAAUUAGUACAGUGUUAAACAUUGUUUAUUUAUUGUGUAUCUCUUUCAGGUUUGCUUGGAUCUGGAGUAACCAUCUUGUUGGUCAGCUCUCUUGUCAACCUUUUCAUGCGUUCUUAUUUCCUCUACCAGGUGAUGACUCUUUCAUAUCAUUUCUCAUUAUCAGCAUACCAGUAGUGGCAUUUUUCUGCCUACCAAACGUACCCAACCUUAAAUAGGCCACCUAAUCACCUAUAUACCUACUUAUCUUACCUACCUACCAAACUCAACUAACAUUAACCUACCUCUGAGUGUGCAACCACAUCGGGCAAGCUGAAGUGUGCUUGGCCACCGUGGCCAAGCAAACUGUUCAGCUUGCCCAGUGUGGAUGUACACUCAGAGUAACAUCACAAACAUCAUAUUCACCUGAGUACAUAACACCAACACACACAAAUAUGAACUUACCUAUCUGUACUAAUCUACCUAGUGUGUUACUAAUAGGUACACCUGUAUCUUGGUCUGGUCAUAUUCAGUGCAUUCAUUCUGUAUGACACGCAGCUGAUUGUGGAGAAAUUCCGUCGUGGCGACAAAGAUUAUGUUUGGUAAGUUUACCGUUGUACCGCAUACCAUAUUGCGACAGACUGUGGCUAGAAAGUACACCGGAUUUGGGCAUGUACUUGGAAAUAUAUCCCAUCUCUCAUUCAUGAUUUUUUCUUGUAUUUUUGCAGGCAAUGUGUUGAUUUGUUUAUUGACUUCAUCGCGGUCUUCAGACGAAUCAUGAUCAUUCUCGCACAAAACAAGGUAAGAUUUCUUUUGUAACUUUAUCUUUGAUGGAUAUUGUAUAUUCUCCUAUGUCAUGUUUAAUCAAGCUAAAAUACGUUAACAUUGGCGGUAAAAUGUAUAUAUGAUUUUCAAACACAUACCAGAACCUGGUCUGCCUGUAAUUCAAGUACUUAGUGGACCGAUGUAUUGGCUAUGAAAAAUUAACCCAAAAUGGAACAAUUUUAUUUCUUAGGAAAACAAGAGAAAGAAAUAAAUUCCUAAUCAGGAAUAUUGCUCUUCACUCUUCAGUUCUUAUAUCAAGGCUGCUCAACCAUUGUUUAAGUGUGUGUUGUUGUAUUUAGUAAACAGUUGUUUAUCACUCUAAUGAUGAAAGUUGGCUUUUAAUUAAUAUUCUAUGUAAUGCUAUUUGUAAAAAUAUAUGAAUUUGAAACUGUAUGUAUCGUUCAAUAAAAACAAUGUCAAAG
Messenger RNA from Paramuricea clavata, 1415 nucleotides. Lineage: Eukaryota; Metazoa; Cnidaria; Anthozoa; Malacalcyonacea; Plexauridae. The record is from the annotation of a GenBank genome assembly.